Molecule: messenger RNA, 1245 nt
Organism: Pseudopodoces humilis (Tibetan ground-tit)
Lineage: Eukaryota; Metazoa; Chordata; Aves; Passeriformes; Paridae
Product: potassium inwardly rectifying channel subfamily J member 9
Biological process (GO): regulation of monoatomic ion transmembrane transport; potassium ion import across plasma membrane
Cellular component (GO): plasma membrane
Molecular function (GO): G-protein activated inward rectifier potassium channel activity
Source: RefSeq, a predicted model, not a curated record
AUGGCUCAGGACAACGCCGCCUUCUGCGGGGUUCCCGAGGGGGUCCCCACGGGGGUCCCCGCCGAGGCCAAACCCCCUCCCCCACCCCUGCAAGCCCCCAAACGCCGCCCGUGGGGGGCCGGGGGAGGUACGGUGGCCCGGAAGCGCCAGCGCUACGUGGAGAAGGACGGGAAGUGCAACGUCCAGCACGGCAACGUGCGCGAGACCUACCGCUACCUGACCGACAUCUUCACCACCCUGGUGGACCUCAAGUGGCGCUUCAGCCUCCUCAUCUUCAUCCUGGCCUACGCCCUCACCUGGCUCUUCUUUGGCCUCAUCUGGUGGGUCAUCGCCUACAGCCGCGGCGACCUGGAGCACCUGGGCGACCACAGCUGGACGCCGUGCGUCAACAACCUCAACGGCUUCGUGUCCGCCUUUCUCUUCUCCAUCGAGACCGAGACCACCAUCGGCUACGGCCACCGCGUCAUCACGGACACGUGUCCCGAGGGCAUCGUGCUGCUGCUGCUGCAGGCCAUCCUGGGCUCCAUGGUCAACGCCUUCAUGGUGGGCUGCAUGUUCGUCAAGAUCUCGCAGCCCAACAAGCGCGCCGAGACCUUGGUGUUCUCCUCGCACGCCGUGGUCUCGCUGCGCGACGACCGCCUCUGCCUGAUGUUCCGCGUGGGCGACCUGCGCGACUCGCACAUCGUGGAGGCCUCCAUCCGCGCCAAGCUCAUCCAGUCCAAGCAGACGCAGGAGGGCGAGUUCAUCCCGCUGGACCAGACUGACCUGAGCGUGGGCUUUGAGACGGGCGACGAUCGGCUCUUCCUGGUGUCGCCGCUCAUCAUCAGCCAUGAGAUCGAUGAGCGCAGCCCCUUCUGGGACGUGUCGCGGGGGCAGCUGGAGAGGGAUGACUUCGAGAUCGUCGUCAUCCUCGAGGGCAUGGUGGAGGCCACAGGGAUGACGUGCCAGGCUCGCAGCUCGUACCUGGCGGACGAGGUGUUGUGGGGUCACCGCUUCACGCCGCUGCUCAGCCUCGAGGAGGGCUUCUACGAGGUGGACUACGGUGGCUUCCACCACACCGUGCCCGUGCCCACCCCGGCCUGCAGCGCCCGCCAGCUCGCCGCCGCCGCCGCCCGCCGCGAUGCCCACCUCUACUGGUCCAUCCCCAGCCGCCUGGACGAGGCGGCGGCGGCGGGGGAAGAGGGGGACCCCGAAAUGUCCCCCCGCGAAAGCAACGGGACCUUGGCCAGCCCCGAGUCGCGGUGA